CCCGGCCGUCGCUCUCUGCCGACGUCACGAUUCAAUUUCUUUAUUUCGGUUGCCGGAAGAGCUACGCCACUUCGCUUCAUCAGAUCAGAGGAUCCAACUGCUGCUGCGGGUCAAACUUCGCGUGCUGGAUCAAUCGAACGUGAGUCACGGGGCGCAGGUCCCGUAACCAGGCUGCUGCUGCGAGGGCGGCGUUGACUGACGGGUUGACCCUGCAUGAUUUUUCUCCGGUCAACGCCAAUGCGCCUCACGCCAGAAUCCCUACGGCGUCUGUGUGAUAAACAUGCGGCGAUCGACACAAUCGACCCAACUGCAACUCAAGCGCACCAAAAGCUUCCUUCUUCCUUGGAAUUGGUGAGGUUUGAAGUGGGAAAAAAGAUCAUGGCCACUGGAACAGUUCCUUCAUCGAUGACCGGUGUGACUCGCAGCCUUGUCCUUGCGAAGAGUGUAGACUUCACAAGGAUUGGCUUUGCUCCUGAGCAACAAAGAAUGAAGACUCGGAGACGAAUCGUUUCUGUGAUAAAAAAUUCUUCAAAAUCUGGCUCUGACAUUGUGGAGCUGGAACCUGCCUCAGAAGGAAGUCCUCUCCUAGUUCCCAGGCGGAAGUAUUGUGAAUCCAUACACAAGACUGUCAGGAGAAAGACUCGGACCGUGAUGGUAGGGAAUGUGGCCCUUGGCAGCGAGCAUCCCAUUCGAGUUCAGACGAUGACCACUUCCGAUACCAAAGAUGUUGACAAGACCGUCGAGGAGGUAAUGAGAAUUGCAGAUAGAGGAGCUGAUUUAGUUCGAAUAACAGUUCAAGGGAGGAAAGAAUCGGAUUCUUGUUUUGAAAUUAAGAACAAACUCGUCCAAAACAAUUAUAAUAUUCCUCUUGUGGCGGACAUUCAUUUCGCACCUGCAAUUGCGAUGAGGGUAGCUGAAUGUUUCGACAAGAUUCGAGUCAAUCCUGGAAAUUUUGCUGAUAGGCGAGCACAGUUUGAGCAGUUAGAGUAUACUGAUGAUGAAUAUCAAAAAGAGCUUGAGCACAUCGAAAAGGUCUUCACUCCAUUGGUUGAGAAAUGCAAGCAAUAUGGACGAGCAAUCCGAAUUGGGACAAACCAUGGAAGUCUUUCUGAUCGUAUCAUGAGCUACUAUGGAGAUUCUCCAAGAGGAAUGGUUGAAUCGGCCUUUGAAUUUGCAAGGAUAUGCCGGAAGCUAGACUUCCACAAUUUUGUCUUCUCAAUGAAAGCGAGUAACCCAGUUAUCAUGGUUCAAGCCUAUCGGUUGCUUGUUGCUGAGAUGUAUGCUCAAGGUUGGGACUAUCCUCUCCACUUAGGAGUUACUGAAGCUGGAGAGGGAGAAGAUGGAAGGAUGAAAUCCGCAAUCGGUAUUGGCACACUUCUUCAGGAUGGUUUGGGCGAUACAAUCAGGGUGUCUUUGACAGAACCACCGGAGAAAGAGAUUGAUCCUUGUAAGCGGUUGGCUAACCUUGGAAUGCAAGCUUCAAAUCUUCAGAAAGGAACUGCACCUUUUGAGGAGAAACAUAGAAGGUAUUUUGACUUCCAGCGAAGAACAGGUCAACUUCCAGUGCAGAUAGAGGGUGAAGAAGUGGAUUACCGUGGAGUUCUUCAUCGUGAUGGUUCUGUUCUUAUGCCAGUGUCCUUGGACCUGCUCAAGACUCCGGAGCUUCUUUACAAGUCUCUUGCUGCAAAGCUUGUGGUUGGAAUGCCUUUCAAGGACCUGGCAACUGUGGACUCUAUUCUUUUGAGAGAACUUCCUCCUCUAGAUGAUGCUGAAGCUAGGUUGGCUCUCAAAAGGUUGAUCGAUAUAAGCAUGGGUGUCAUAGUUCCGUUAUCCGAGCAGCUGGAGAAACCACUUCCUAAUGCAAUUGUCCUUGUAAACCUUGACGAACUUUCAACUGGUGCUCACAAGCUUUUGCCAAGAGAUACUCGGUUAGCUGUAACUAUUCGCGGGGAUGAACCAUAUGAGGAGCUAGAUAUCAUCAAGAAUGUUGAUAAUAUCACAAUGUUACUACAUGAUGUUCCAUUGAGCGAAGAGAAGCUCAGCCGAGUUCAUGCAGCAAGGAGGUUGUUUGAGUAUCUAGAAGAAAGUUCACUUAACUUCCCUGUUAUCCACCAUAUCCAAUUUCCUAAAGGGAUCCACGGAGACGAUCUGGUGAUCACGGCUGGGAGCAAUGCUGGUUCUCUUUUAGUUGAUGGGCUUGGAGAUGGUAUCCUACUUGAGGCUCCUGAGCAGGAGUUCGAGUUCCUAAGGAAUACAUCCUUUAACUUGCUUCAAGGCUGCAGAAUGCGCAACACAAAGACUGAGUACGUCUCUUGCCCAUCUUGUGGACGGACACUCUUUGAUCUUCAAGAUAUAAGCGCCGAGAUCAGGACAAAGACUUCACAUCUUCCUGGUGUUUCGAUUGCGAUCAUGGGUUGCAUUGUGAAUGGACCAGGAGAGAUGGCUGAUGCAGAUUUUGGUUAUGUUGGUGGUGCUCCAGGGAAGAUCGAUCUUUAUGUUGGGAAGACUGUGCUGAAGAGAGGCAUCGCAAUGGAGGGAGCAACUGAUGCUCUAAUCCAGCUCAUAAAGGACCACGGCCGCUGGGUUGAUCCACCGACCGAAGAGUAGAUUUGGUACUCUGCGACCACAUGAUUAGGGAAUUAUUUUUUCCUGUUCUUUUUCUGAAAACCAAAUAAUUGAUCAACAUAAUUUACUUGUUAGGAAAUAAAUUCUUGUAUUAUGAAUGAAGUAGAAAGGUUAGUGUUCAUGUGUGUACAAUGACCAUGGGUCAAUGGAAAAGGUUUUCCCUGCUCA
Molecule: messenger RNA, 2793 nt
Organism: Zingiber officinale
Lineage: Eukaryota; Viridiplantae; Streptophyta; Magnoliopsida; Zingiberales; Zingiberaceae
Product: 4-hydroxy-3-methylbut-2-en-1-yl diphosphate synthase (ferredoxin), chloroplastic-like
Exons: 20
Coding region: 214-2607 (797 amino acids)
Biological process (GO): isopentenyl diphosphate biosynthetic process, methylerythritol phosphate pathway; terpenoid biosynthetic process
Cellular component (GO): chloroplast
Molecular function (GO): iron ion binding; 4-hydroxy-3-methylbut-2-en-1-yl diphosphate synthase activity (ferredoxin)
Source: RefSeq, a predicted model, not a curated record